GAGAAAAAGAGAUCGGUGAUGAUCAUUGACUUUGAUCAGUCUAUAUAAUAUUGACUUUACAUCUAAUCCACCAAAUAGCGUCUCCAAAUUAUGCAUUAAAUCGAAUAUUUCUGAAAGCUAGAGUUCCAACAAUUUAAUCCUAAGCCCAUCUCAACAAAAACUUGUAUUUUUAGGCCAUGGCCAUGUCGAUCAGAAGCUCAAUAAGUUCUCCUUGCAGUUCUAGACAUUUGCAGGCAUCAGUUUUAGGACCUAGUUGUCUGAGUACUAAUCAUCGGGACCGAUGUCGUUUUCUCGGAAAUCGGAGCUUCUUGCAGCCCCUUAUCAUGAAGGUCGAAAGUGGUAGCCAGAAAAAGAUGGCCGUGGUUGUCAAUAGUGUUGAACCAGGAGCGCCUCUUCCUUCUGAUCCUUCGGGUAUUAAUUGGAAACUAUGGCUUGUGGGGAUGCUUUUCUCAGUAGCUAUACCCUUUUGGAAGAACAAAUGGUGGCCAUUGCAAAAUAUAAAAGCCCCAAUAUUAUGUACAGAGAAAUUUUCAACGGCGCUGGAUACAGUGGAAGAUGUGGCAGAAGUGGUAGAGAAGGUGGCUGGGCAAGUGGAGAAGGUGGCUGACGACAUUGCCGAUCAUCUUCCGGAAGGUAGACUUCAAGAGGCAGCAAGGAUUGUUGAAAGCGUGGCAAGAGAAGCAGGCAAGGAUGCUGCGCUAGCAGAUGAUCUCAUUGAGAAGGUUGAGGAAGUCGAAAAGGAGGUGGAUUCUAUCAUUGAGCAAGCCAAUAAGAAAAUCGAAGAAGAAAAUGAUACCGACGAUCAGACGGCAAAAAUUAAAGAUGCGACUGAGAUUAAAACAAAGAUAGCAGAGAUCAAAGAAACGAAUUCUGUUAAAAAAGAGACAACAAAAAGCUGAUGCAGCAGAUGGCUCAAAGUAGCAACUCAUGUAUUUUAUUUGAUUUGUACUUUUAGUUAUGUAAUUUAAAUCAUCGUGUACAAUGAGGAGCUAGGGUUCAAGAUUUAUUAUUGUAAAUUUAUUUAUUAUUAGAUGCAAGUUCCCCUAGUUCUAUUUCUGCAGAAAUAUAGUUGUACCGUGUCACAAUUGGUAACCCUAGAAACGUACGCUUAACGAAAAUUCUUCUCAUUCAA
Messenger RNA from Pyrus x bretschneideri (Chinese white pear), 1132 nucleotides. RefSeq lists its product as uncharacterized. The coding region runs from base 177 to 899 and encodes 240 amino acids. Lineage: Eukaryota; Viridiplantae; Streptophyta; Magnoliopsida; Rosales; Rosaceae. The record is from RefSeq and is a predicted model, not a curated record. The transcript has 6 exons.